ACAUACACACACACACACCAACACGGAUUUUAUUAGUUGUGUUUGUUAUCUAAAACAAGUUCUGUUUUUUAAGAUUUUCGUCUCAAUUCUCUCUGAUUCCUUUCCCACAAUUGUUGGGUUCUUUUCUGUAUAUAUUUUAAUAUACACAUCUUUCUGUACACUGUUUUGCAUCGAUUUUCAUGUCGACCACAGCCAUGCGGGACAAUUCAGGGGAUUCAUCAUCACUGGAACAAUCAUUAGAUAGGGACUCACAGUCUGAUGAAGAUGUUAGUGAGGAAGAAGGUGAUGUCAGCAAAGGAACCCAUAUGCCAUAUAUUCCUACAGAUAGCUAUGGACAUGGACAACAGCCGCUUGAGCCUGGAGCUCUAAAUAUACUCCCCAGAAAUGAAGAAGCCCUUGCAUUGACACAACAGCCUGAACUUGUCGGCCACUCAGUUGCUUGUGCUCCAAAUCCUUAUUACGAUCCGUACUAUGGUGGGAUGAUGGCAGCUUAUGGACAGCCCAUGAUUCAUCCUUCAUUCGUUGAUAUGCAACAAGUGAGGAUGCCUCUGCCCCUUGAAAUGGCACAGGAACCUGUUUAUGUGAAUGCCAAACAAUAUCAUGCGAUAUUGAGGCGAAGACAAGCGCGUGCCAAAGCAGAGCUUGAAAAGAAGCUUAUUAAGGACAGAAAGCCUUAUCUUCAUGAAUCCCGGCAUCAACAUGCCAUGAGAAGAAUGAGAAGUUCUGGUGGCCGUUUUGCGAAGAAAACUGAAGCUGAGGCUUCAAGGAAUACAGGUGAUGACAAGAACACAACAUCAUCGAGUUCGUCAGGUAUGAAGCGGGCGAACUCCGAGUCUACCGAGAGUCUCAACACCCACCAAGAACCCAUGAAUGGAACGGUCAAUUCAUGCAAUGGUCACACGUAUGCAGUUGAUGGGGCACGUUAUGACAAUCAAGAUAGCUUUCAGGCAUCAUCAUAUUCGGACAUUAGGGAAGGUGGUUCUUUAGGGCAACAAUGGACAUCGAUACCAUCCAACCAGGCUUCACAGAGGGCCGUGGCAAUGAAGUGAUGAUGAUGAUGAUAAUGAUGAUCUCUUUGGCAUGGCCGGCAAAUCAUUCUUGGCUGUUCGAUGUGGAAGGGAGAGUUUGAAAGGUAAAAACGGGCUAUAUGGUGGCCUCUUAUCUCAUUUUCAGAUUCUUUUUAGUGGUUUGUACAAAAUAUAAUGUUGUUUAUGAGGAUUAGAAAGAACGGUUUAGGGCAUUUUGAAGCCAUAUAAAGUUAGUUAUUAGGGUUAAGGUGUUCAGGUUGGGUAAGUUCAGAAAUCCAUAUUCGCUGCUUGGUGUUUUAUUUUGUUUGGCAGUGUUGAAGCUUGUGCUUUCAUUUUUUGCA
Molecule: messenger RNA, 1369 nt
Organism: Erigeron canadensis
Lineage: Eukaryota; Viridiplantae; Streptophyta; Magnoliopsida; Asterales; Asteraceae
Product: nuclear transcription factor Y subunit A-1-like
Exons: 6
Coding region: 180-1049 (289 amino acids)
Biological process (GO): regulation of transcription by RNA polymerase II
Cellular component (GO): CCAAT-binding factor complex
Molecular function (GO): DNA-binding transcription factor activity, RNA polymerase II-specific; RNA polymerase II cis-regulatory region sequence-specific DNA binding
Source: RefSeq, a predicted model, not a curated record